Trichoderma harzianum CBS 226.95 is the source of this 718-nucleotide messenger RNA. The record is from the annotation of a RefSeq genome assembly. NCBI's taxonomy places the organism in Eukaryota, Fungi, Ascomycota, Sordariomycetes, Hypocreales, Hypocreaceae.
UGUUCCGCCCGACCUGUCAUCAUUUGGCCUGCUACAGCCACGCCCUAGGCUGUAUCCACCACCUGGAGCUUGGGAUUGGAUUGGAUCCCAUGCUUCUCUGCUGCGAGCUUGCACUCGCACAUGUCAUGUACGGGGUAGCGCUCACUUUCACACGCCUCAAAGCCUGGCGUGCACGGUCAAAGCCUCAGCUCCUCCCGGCACUCUCCAGAGCAGGAGUCCAAAUCUCCUCGUUCACGAGGCUGCUUCCGCGCGCCGAAACUUGGACCGCCCUUUGUCGCCCCGGCCCGGACAUCUGACGCCUUUCAUCAUUGGCAGCCUACCGACUUCUCUCCUCCGGCGUCAUCAUCAACCCUUUUCGCCCUCUUCACCUUUCCAUCAACUCCCCGCAACCUGCUGCAGCUGGUUCUGCUGCUGCACUUUGACACUGACCCUUCCAACGACAUUUGCCGCCUCCGCCGCCGCCAUUUUCUGCCGAACACUCCGCUAAACUCCAGCCCCCAGCUCGAGCGACUCUAUCUGAAGCAUCCCGACUUUUCGUUUCCAUUUUUUCAACCCAGCAGCAACUACCUAGAGAAAGACGAAAGAAGCAAAGGAGAAAAAGAGAAAGAAAGAAUCGCCGGUCGCGUCGUCAACCGUUUCUCCCAGUGUCCGCUGCUUAUGCGUGUGUAAUUGGCUGCAUGGCAAACCCACCUUUUGGAUCCAAAUCGCUUCGUCUACC